CUCGCAACCUCGAUCUAGAAGCACUCCGCACUCCACAGUCUCUACUCCACACGAGCAAGAGUCAACCAAAGCUCAUAGCUCCGUUUCCAUCGCAUUCUUCUUCCAUCCCUCCAUCAAUCCAAGAACACGCAUACGCCAUCAGCAUGAGCUGGUCCGACCUGCCAGCCGAGCUCGUAGCCGGGAUCGCCGACAGGAUCACCGAGCAUGCGGACCUCGCGCGCUUCCGCUCGGUGUGCCCAUCUUGGCGCUCGGCCUCGGCGGAGCACGCCGCCCGCCGCCGCGUCCCUCUGCUCCUCCUGCCCUCCCAGCAAAACUCCCGCGUCAACCGCCGUCUCUGGUCCCUCGCCGACGACAGCAUCACGGAGACCCCUAUGCCCGCCGCGUGCGGCCGCUCCUUCCUCUUCGCCUCGCCGCGCGGCUGGACACUCGCCGUGGCCGACGACUUCACGGCCACGCUGCUGAACCCCUUCACGGGCGCGUCCGAGAGCCUGCCCGCGUUGCCGCCAUCCUUCCACGACGGGUAUCAGAUGAUCCUCCGUGACAUGGUCUGGGACCGCUCACCUGACGCCGUCAUGGUCUCGCAGGGCAAGGGCGCGUUCUUCUGCCGGCUGCAGGGCGACGGCAGGUCGUGGACCCCCGCCGACCUCUCGCCGCCAGCUCGCGUCGGCAGCAUCACCUACUGCGACGGCACGUUCUACCUCCUUGACAAGCGCGCCAACAAGGUGACGGCCGUGGACGGCGCGACCUUCGCCGUGGUCGUCGCGAUCGAACCGCCAGAUCUGGUGAUGCCCGACCGCUCGUGGUUACGCGAGUCCACGCUCGUCGUGUCGUCCGCCUCCGAGCUCCUCCUCGUCGUGCAGGGAGGAUGCCACCGCUCGAAGGGCCUCUUCAAGGCCUUUCGCGCGGACCGCGGGAGCCUGGCGGCCGGGUGGUCGGAGGUCGCCGACGGCGGCAUCGGCGACCGCGCCGUGUUCGUGGACCACGCCCGCGGCUUCUGCGUGGAGGCGAACGGGGUGAACGGGGUGCGGAGGAACUGCGUGUACGUGGCCAGCGCGCACGAGGAGGCCAACGCCAACUCCGGGUGGGGCGACUGGGGGAGGUACACUGUCUCCAUGCUCGACCUCGACGACCUCACCACCCAGAAUCUCUCCCACGGCAACCUCUUGAAAUGCCUGCACGGUAGGCAGCGCCCUUCCUGGUCGAUGCCAAAUCUGCAUUGAUCUUCCUCCUCCAAACGAAAAAAACUACGUGUGCGAGUUGAUCGCAUUGAGGUUGGUUGCACUAAUAAGCAGAGCUGCCAGUUCGUGUACUAUUCUAGUUUUAACUUGCGCUACUUUGUCAGACUUGUUUUAUUCAUUCUACGACAAGUGAAAGAUCUAGCUUCAGUUACAAGAACGAAUUUGAUUAUCAAAUGUGUCACCGUGUUCCUAACAAA
Molecule: messenger RNA, 1435 nt
Organism: Aegilops tauschii subsp. strangulata
Lineage: Eukaryota; Viridiplantae; Streptophyta; Magnoliopsida; Poales; Poaceae
Product: putative F-box protein At4g22660
Molecular function (GO): protein binding
Source: RefSeq, a predicted model, not a curated record